GUAAGUUGUGAAACUGACAUUGCAGUUGAUAUGUCUUGUGCAACAUGCAAACCCGUAACAGACAAAAUGCUCAACAGAGUUGCUACAUGUUAUACACGCAGCAGAUGGACUCCUUAAAGAUUGUGCUAACAUGGCUUUGAUGAACAGAAAAUGCCAAGUGUUCUUUAUCAUGGAGAAAGUCAACGGCUCUUCCUGAGAGUGUUUUUCUCUCUCUCUGUGUCUCUCGCUCUCUCUGAUGUAUGUCUGGAAAAAUCAGUAACUGGAUUGUGAUGACAUGUCUUUAGCUAAUAAGAAAAGAAGCUGGGAAGAUCAUGUGACCAAUUGGCCUGGCUUUUCAUUUGAUUUUGUUGAUUCUGGUGCAGUCUGUUGUCAUGGGCUUGUGGCUCUUAAUCUAAAACUAAGCAUGGAAAGCAAUGAAAUAUCACAAACAGACAAGAAGAAAAGAUUUUCCAGUGUUUCUUUACCAGAAUCUUGCCAUAACUCUGAUCUGUCUGCCCUUCAAGCAAAGCAACUGUGUGAGCACAGAAGAGAAGUGGAUGAAAAUGAUAAUCUUGAAAGUGAUGAGUACAUUCUGUCAUUAGAAGCAAGUACAGAGACUCUAGUCCAUGUAUCAGAUGAAAACUCAGAUCUCAGUUGUGUGGAAGAUUAUGUCGCAGAAGAACAGCAGGCCUCAGGGAAUGAAGGAGCACUUAUUGAAAAGUCACUAUUAGCAAAGAUUGAGCAAGUGACCAAGAAUACAUCUGAGAACUUUGGAAUAGAAAAUGACCCUGAUUAUGAUUCAGUCCCUGAUGAAGAGACAAAAGAUAAUGAGAAAACACGUGAGUUUGAACAUCUGGAAUCUUCUGAGGAAUUAAAUCCAACGAGAAACAUGGAUGGGAAUCCGGAUGUGAUUAUUCCAACAGAGGAUCUUCUCCAUACAGCAGUAAUUGCACAGCAGCGUAGGAAACAUGACAUGCUGAGAAAUGAAUCUGAUGGGGAUGUUACUGUGAAUAAGGCUGGACGUCUUGUCACAAAUGGUGAUGUACAAACGGUUUCCGAGGCUACCCCUGUGAAUUGUAAAACAGCAUCUCCGAUGUGCUCAGAGGAAGGUUUGAAUCAAACAUUUCUGGAGGAAUUCAGUGUAGAUGUGGGAAAAACUGAAAAUUAUUCUGAUACAACAAAUACUAAUCUGAACAUUUCAAAGCCGAGCCCACAAAUAUUAAAUUUACAGGAAUGUACAAAUAACUACAAUCCUGCAGAUAGUAUCAUAAAACUUCGAAAGAGAAAGGAAAUGAGGGAAGAUCGAGAUCGAGCACGGCUGGAUUCCAUGGUGCUGCUCAUUAUGAAACUGGACCAGCUUGACCAAGACAUUGAAAAUGCUCUCAGCGCAAGCUCAUCUCCAUCCAGUACUCCAACUUUUAAGAGAAGACACAUUCCUGAGCUGGAAUCUGAUUCAGAAAAUGGAGCAGAUGUGAUUGCAAUCAGUCAAAACCAGAAGGUUCAUCUUGUUCAUUCCCCACUUGGAACCACAUCCCCCAUGGCAGGUCCGGGGGCGAAACCAAAGAUUGGGGCAAUGUCGAUGAUAUCAGAAAAAGAGAAGGCUGAUUUCCAACAUCUACAUUAUUUUGCUUUUUACACACGAGACAGACUGGAUAAGAACAAAAGGUUUUCUUCCAUAACAGACUAUGGAUUUUUUUCAGCAGUCAAACAACAUUGUUUUGAUUAA
Molecule: messenger RNA, 1705 nt
Organism: Chiloscyllium plagiosum (whitespotted bambooshark)
Lineage: Eukaryota; Metazoa; Chordata; Chondrichthyes; Orectolobiformes; Hemiscylliidae
Source: RefSeq, a predicted model, not a curated record